Messenger RNA from Mangifera indica (mango), 1196 nucleotides. RefSeq names its product cytochrome b-c1 complex subunit Rieske-4, mitochondrial-like. Gene Ontology annotation, cellular component: membrane. The record is from RefSeq and is a predicted model, not a curated record. The transcript is spliced from 2 exons. Gene Ontology annotation, biological process: mitochondrial electron transport, ubiquinol to cytochrome c. The coding region runs from base 92 to 919 and encodes 275 amino acids. Gene Ontology annotation, molecular function: 2 iron, 2 sulfur cluster binding; quinol-cytochrome-c reductase activity. Lineage: Eukaryota; Viridiplantae; Streptophyta; Magnoliopsida; Sapindales; Anacardiaceae.
UUUGUUUUUCUGGCAUUUACCACCCCACAGUUAUGACAAAACAUAAGUCAGUUUUGUUGAUCUCUUGACAGUGAAACCCUAACAUUGAAAGAUGUUGAGAGUUGCAGGGAGGAGGCUCUCAUCUCAGCCAUGGAAGCCACCGCAUGCAACCUCCGCCUUCCUUGCCGGAAACACUCCCCUUGAUAUUCAUGCCGUCGAUAAUGCUGACACCUCCAGAUCCACUCACUCGCCUCUUCCUUUUGCAUUCACUUCUCGCUUUCCCAGUCUAAUCAGAGGUUUCUCUUCUAAUGCCCUCAUUCCAGGACAUGAUGUGGGUAUAAUCUCAGACCUCCCAGCUACUGUGACAGCUGUGAAGAACCCAACUUCAAAAAUUACCUAUGAUGAGUACAAUCAUGAGCGUUAUCCACCUGGUGAUCCCAACAAGCGCGCUUUUGCAUAUUUUGUCUUAACAGGUGGUAGGUUUGUAUAUGCCUCCUUACUUCGUCUCUUGAUCCUCAAGUUGGUUCUAAGCAUGUCUGCAAGCAAAGAUGUUCUUGCCCUUGCUUCUCUUGAAGUUGACCUCUCCAGCAUUGAGCCUGGGACAACAGUUACUGUCAAGUGGCGUGGGAAGCCAGUGUUCAUUAGGCGUCGGACUAAAGAGGACAUUAGCUUGGCUAACAGUGUUGAUGUUGCCUCCCUUCGUGACCCACAGGAAGAUUCUGCCAGGGUUAAGAAUCCAGAAUGGCUUGUUGUUAUCGGGGUUUGCACCCACUUGGGAUGCAUUCCUUUACCAAAUGCUGGGGAUUUUAAUGGAUGGUUUUGCCCCUGCCAUGGUUCACACUAUGACAUCUCUGGCAGGAUUCGCAAGGGACCAGCGCCAUAUAAUCUAGAGGUGCCCACAUAUAGUUUCUUGGACGAAAACAAGUUGCUUAUUGGGUGACUGUUAGUAUGGGAGAUUUUUAUUUUUUGGAGCAGUAGUAGUUACUGCAAGAUAUCAUAAUAGAUAUUUUUCUCCACAUGAGGGAAGUUUGAUUUUGCAUAUUUAUUUUGUUUUCCUUUUGGUUAUUUUAUUGUGCUUUACACAUUUAGAUAUCUGUCUGUGGCGAAGUUCAGACAGGAAACUGAGAUUCUGAAUAAUAAAACGGGAAAUUGCUCGAGCAUUUUCAGUUUAAGAGUACUCAAAGUAAAUUCCAUUAAAUAUCAGAAUUGUUUUGUGA